GAUUGGUACCUGUGGGGAGAGCAGAUACCUGAAAUCAACAGGUACCUGCUACCACUUCAGCUACGAUCGCCUAAGCGAUCGGAAGUAAAAGUUGUCCUCUCCCUUCCCUCCCCGCAGUCUUCUGGAACACGUGACAGGUCCCAGAAGACUACAGGCCAUUCACAAAGCGCAGCGCUUCUCAUGCAUGUGCAGUGGGCACCUGGCUGUGAAGCCGCAAGCGGUCACAGCCGGGUGCCCACACUGAAGAUGCCGAUGCCAGGGAGAGAAGACGGCCGGUGAAACCAGCGGCGGUGAAGACACCGCUG
Molecule: messenger RNA, 305 nt
Organism: Staurois parvus
Lineage: Eukaryota; Metazoa; Chordata; Amphibia; Anura; Ranidae
Source: the annotation of a GenBank genome assembly